CUUCACCAUGUCUUCCUCGAAGAAUCCUUCUUCCGACCCAAACGCUAUGGAGAACAUCCCUCUUCAAGAUAACUACGAACCACAACACCAGUACCAAGAGCCGAGCGAAGAAGUUGAGAGGCAGCUCAAAGUCGCUACUGCGUCACCUGAUCUUGAACCCCAAAACACAAAGGCUCCAGCUCCGAAACGAAAGCCAGGUCCACCGCCAAGAACAGGUACUGGCGACACUCAGAGUUCGGGGAGGAAAGAAGGCGCUGUAUCGAAGAUUACAGGAAAGGCGAAAGGAUAUGGGAAGUCGUGGUGGGGUCAUGUGAAGAAGGGUGAGAUGCCGUGGAUCCAGUGGUAUUGCUGUGGUGUUGUUGAUGGGCAUGAGUGCGAUACUAUGAAUAACAGGAUGAGUAAGGAGUGCAAAAAGUGCAAGCACAAGGUCUGUAACAAAUGUGUCAAGGCCAAGACCUGAAAUUGGAAAUGGUUCUCGAGGAUGGUGGAGAUAGUGGAUGCAUGAACUUGGGGAAGGAAUUGUUUGCGGAUUCUGGUAGC
Molecule: messenger RNA, 540 nt
Organism: Mollisia scopiformis
Lineage: Eukaryota; Fungi; Ascomycota; Leotiomycetes; Helotiales; Mollisiaceae
Exons: 2
Coding region: 8-460 (150 amino acids)
Source: RefSeq, a predicted model, not a curated record